GACAGUGCGAUCGUACUUGGUUAUAUUGGUAUAGCAAAGAUGGUUGCCGGAACAAUCUCGCCACUCAUUGCAGGAAUGUGGCUCGACAGAUCAAAGGCAUUCAGAAAAUCAACUUUAAUAUUUUUUGUAUCAGUAGCCGUCGCAAUAUUUAGUUUUGCAAUAUCGUUAAACUACGCCAAUAUGUUCUUUACAACUCUGUCAGCCAGUACAUAUUGGUUUUGUGUGGCAUCGGUAUUUAUUGUUUGUUAUGAGCAUGCUGUUGAAUUGACGUAUCCAGAAUCAGAAGUAAUGUCUUCGGGUUUAAUGACUGGUUUUUCCUCAUGUUUAUUGAAACUGAUAAUCGGAGACAGAGUGCUGAUCGUGAGAAUUAUCUAGACGAAGAAAAAGAAAUGGAGAUAAAAUCGACGACACAGACGGAUUGAAUAGACCUAAUCAUCAGUUAUACACAACUUGUAUAUAUUUUUUAAUGCAUGAUUGUACAUUGGUGGCAAGAUUCAAAAUUUCCCCUGAUAGACAUGCAUAUUUCCCCCUAAUAUAAUUGUUAUACAUUUUUUAAAAAUUUUGACGAAAAGAAAGUGAAGAAACAGAAAGAUUAAUAGGCCUGUCAUAUUAUUUAUAAUUCAGUUUACGUGAUUUAUUUUGUUAAGCCUACAAUUGCUACACUGUCGCUACAGUGUUUUCAGUGCAAUCGUUGCUAUGGUUGCUUUCCGAUUCGACAACCAAUCAGCAGCAAUACCAAGACUGUUGUGGAAAUAUGAAAUGAAAAAUUUUGAAAUAGGAAUGAGGAAGUUUAGUGAAAUGAACACCCAUCAGAUAAAAAGACUGGUUGAUUUUCUCAAAGGAGAUAGAGAGAGAGUGAGAGAGAGAGAGAGAAACCUAAAACAACAAUGUUUCCACGUGAUACUUAGCAGAACUAGCACCGUAAGUCAUUUAGACUGUAGAAGGCUCAAUGCCUGAAAAAACAAAGAAUUACAUGAAACGGAUAACAGUAAAAUCAACACAGUUCACAAAGAGACGGAGAAAAAAAAAUGAUUACAGAAAAAGUAAAGGUAAUAAGUACAGAAACUGAUCUUUCAUCUAAGAAAUACUUAUUUAAUUAAAUUAAUCAAUCACAAUCAAUUUCAUUUUGAUUAAUUGACUCGUUGUUGUCUCAGGUUAAAUAUCGAGUUAAAUCAAGUUUGAUGGAAAAGCUUUUCUUUGAUAAAGAUUGUUUUAAGUUAUCGGGUAAAUUAUUGUUUUAUUGUAAAGUUUUGGACCGCUAAAUCUGAUAUUAUACUGAAAAGAUGUUUUUUUUUUAUGCAGCGGAAUAUGCAGAUUUAGGCCAGUUCUGGUAAAAUAUUUAUUGUAAAAAGAAUUCAGACGAAAUAAGUUACUAAAUUGUGGAGGAUUCAAGUACUUGGUUGAGGAAAACAGGAAGUUGCAUUGUUGCAGUAUAUUGAUAUUUUGCAAUUUAAGUAGUUUGAGGGAAUUAAAUAAUGGGUCAGUGUGGGCUAAUGGUGGUGCAGCAUAUAAAAUACGAAUUGCUUUCUUGUAGGUGUUGCAACAAUAUUGCAAUAACUUAAAUAUCAUGCGAGGAUAAGACUACUGUAAAGGACGGAGGAUAAAGAGAGGAAUAAAAGAAGAAAGAC
Molecule: messenger RNA, 1628 nt
Organism: Anneissia japonica
Lineage: Eukaryota; Metazoa; Echinodermata; Crinoidea; Comatulida; Comatulidae
Product: feline leukemia virus subgroup C receptor-related protein 2-like
Exons: 4
Coding region: 40-375 (111 amino acids)
Biological process (GO): heme export
Cellular component (GO): membrane
Molecular function (GO): heme transmembrane transporter activity; heme binding
Source: RefSeq, a predicted model, not a curated record